AUGUCUUUUCCCCAGGAUUCCCGUCGCCGUCGCGGUGGAGCCGGCACCGGUUUCAGCUCGACAGGCCGACGAACCGCCAUGGGCUAUUGGAUUCCCCUGGCUCUCACAGUGGGAGUUGCGACACUGAGCAUUGCGGCCUGGAUAUGGAGCGAACGUGACGAGGACGACGAAGAUGACCGCCCCCACAAUGGUCACUAUCCCCCUCCUCCUCCCGGUACCGUCGGUAGUGACCUUCCUCCUCCUUUAUAUGAGACGGGUGACUAUGCGAGAGGUACGGGAACGGAUGGAGCACCUGGCGAUAACCCUUAUGAUCCCAGCUUCAUGGGUCGUAUGCAAGGUGCUUUGCGCCGAACCCCUAGUCCACAACAGCUCUUCGACGGGGCAAGCCGACGAGUUAUGGCUGGUGUGACUGCGGCCGGUGCCUAUGUUGGCGGUGCACUUACUUCAAUUCGGGAAGAAAACCGCGGUGAUUUUGAAGAUCACACGAGGUGGUCCGAGGAGGCGCAGGCCCGGGCUACUCAAAGAGAUCAACAAACUGCUGCCGCACCGACUAUGAGCGGAGCGCUACCAAGCCGUGCACCAGCUGCUGGUCAGAAUGCUCCUGACAAGAAGAAGAAGACAGUUGCUAUUGUUGUCUCAUCCCUUUCUCCUCCUGGCUCCGAUGAAUUCGCUUCGGAACACGCUUCUAUUCUGUCUCAUCUCCCCGAACAUGUUGAUCUUGAUACUUCUCGAAUCUUCGUUUUGAUCUAUGCCCCGGAUCUCAAGCAUGCGAUUGGACAAGGCAGUGCAUCCCACCAGACCACCUCCAUUGCGUCCUCCUACUCCAAUAUUGCAACGGAGGAGGCUAAUUCAUCCGCUGAAUUGGUUGGCGAAUUGCCAACCGUGGAGCCCCGCCAUGAAGAUGAUAUUGAUGGCACAAGCCCGCUCUUCAAGACUUUGUUCACUCAGGGCCAGGCAAUUGUUGAAAAAGAGACCAUGAUCAUGCCAUUCAACACUGCCAGCGGCUAUGUCCACCUCGUGCGCCAUCUUUCGCCCGACCUGGUUUAUGUCCAGGAAUCCCUUACCGGCAAUGAGGGUGACGCUGUCCAGCACAUUGCAGGCUGGGUUCGCCAGGUCAUUGUUGUCGUUGGCGAUGAAGGUGGCCGCGGCGGCCUCAUUGACAGUGAUGAUGAAUCUGCUCUUGCUGACAAGGGAGAGAAAUGGUGGCAGAAGGAGGGCACCAUUGGUAUCGGCAAGCGCAUUGAUGUCGUCGACGCGCUUCGUGUAGGAGAUGACUGGCGCCGCCGAGUGCGUGGGUUGGACUAA
Molecule: messenger RNA, 1305 nt
Organism: Penicillium subrubescens
Lineage: Eukaryota; Fungi; Ascomycota; Eurotiomycetes; Eurotiales; Aspergillaceae
Exons: 2
Coding region: 1-1305 (434 amino acids)
Source: RefSeq, a predicted model, not a curated record